AUGGGGCUCUUACUGAUCCUGCUUCUCCUGGGCGACCUAACAGUGAUCAGUUAUGGCCGUCCUAUUCUGGAAGCUCCAGAGAGUGUGACAGGGCCCUGGAAAAUGGAUGUAAACAUUCCCUGCACCUAUGAACCCCUGCAAGGCUACACUCAAGUCUUGGUGAAGUGGCUGGUGCAACGUGGUUCAGAUCCAGUCACCAUCUUCCUUCGUGACUCUUCUGGAGAUCAUAUUCAGCAGGCAAAAUACCGAGGCCGUCUACAUGUGAAUCAUGAGGUACUAGGAAAUGUGUCCCUCCAACUGAAUACCCUUGAGAUGGAUGACUGGAGCCACUACACAUGUGAAGUUACCUGGCAAACCCCUGAUGGAAAUCAGUUGGUGAGGGAUAAGGUCAUUGAGCUCCGAGUCCAAAAAUUCUCUGUCUCCAAGCCCACAGUGACGACUGGCAAUGGCUAUGGCUUCACAGUCUUCCAGGGGAUGAGGAUUAGCCUUCAAUGCCAGGCGCAAGGUUCUCCUCCCAUCCAUUAUGCUUGGUACAAAGAACAGAGCAACAACCAGGAACCUCUCAAAGUAUCAUCCUUGAGUACCUUACUCUUCAAGCCUGCAGUGGUGACCAAUUCGGGCUCAUACUUCUGUACUGCUAAGGGCCGGGUUGGCUCUGAGCAGCGCAGUGACCUUGUGAAGUUUAUAGUCAAAGAAUCCUCAAAGCUUCUUAAGACCAAUACUGAGGCACCUACAACUAUGCCAUCUCCCUUGGAAUCAAUAUCCACAGCAAACUCAUUCUUGGGCUGGACCACUGAAGGUGAUGGUUACCUUGAGGAGACCAGUGCUGGGCCAGGUAAAAGUCUGCCUGUCUUUGCAAUAAUCCUCAUCAUCUCCUUCUGCUGUACAGUGAUAUUCAUCAUGGCUUAUAUAAUACUCAACCACAAAACAUCCCAACAGGAGCAUGUAUAUGAAGUGGCCAGGUUGCAUACCAGAGGGGCCAGUGACUCCGGAGAAACCAUGAAGGUGGCCAUUUUCACCAGGGGUUGCCUCAAUGAAGAGCCAACUGCCAAGGACCUGGGCAACGACUACUCGAACGAGCCCUGCCUGGGCCAGGAGUAUCAGAUCAUCACCCAGAUCAACAGUGACUACGCCUACCUGCUGCAAACAGUGCCUCUGGAUCAUGAGUUUCUGGCUAUAGAGGGCAAGAAUGUUUGCUGA
This is a messenger RNA of Orycteropus afer afer, 1200 nucleotides long. It is a transcript of the gene VSIG4, whose product is annotated as V-set and immunoglobulin domain containing 4. Bases 1 to 1200 code for a protein of 399 amino acids. Gene Ontology annotation, molecular function: complement component C3b binding. Gene Ontology annotation, biological process: negative regulation of interleukin-2 production; negative regulation of T cell proliferation; negative regulation of macrophage activation. The transcript has 8 exons. The record is from RefSeq and is a predicted model, not a curated record. NCBI's taxonomy places the organism in Eukaryota, Metazoa, Chordata, Mammalia, Tubulidentata, Orycteropodidae.